CCAAGGUGCCCCAGAUGACAAGGUGCUAAAUAGAGGAAGGGUCAAGGUGUGGUGUGGAACGAAUACAAGACAACGAGUCACGCUUCUGUAGCAAGAGCAAUUUCGUAAUGGAUAGUGAUCUCAUUAACAGCGAAACAAGUAACUUUUCACUACCCCAAAACGUUACAGUUCUGGGUUGGCGGCCACCGCUUUGGUACCAUUAUGAAGAGUGUGCGGUGGCUCCAUAUGCCUUCAUCUUUUACUUCAUUGUCAAAGUUUUUAACCUGGCCUUGGGCUUCCCCGCCAACACGCUGGUAAUGUGGCAUAUAGCAACGAGCAAAAGUGAAAGCUCCACAUCCGAUGUGUUUAUCUUCAACCUAGCCGCACUGGAUACCUUCUUCUGCCUGAUGACGCCUAUAGAACUGACAAACCGCCUGUAUUUGGACUACUGGGGUAUCUGGCACUUACAGCAUUUUGCCUACGGAGUGAAAGAUACCACGCCGCUAUUCCUUACCUGCAUCUGCUUGGACAGAUAUUUGGCUGUCGUACACCCUAUUGUGUUCACGAACAUCCGUGAUAACCGCAUGCGCAUAGGCAUCUCAGCCUUGGUAUGGGCGAUGAUCUUGGCUUAUGCUAUCACCGAGAGCAUUCUAGGAGUAUUGAGUGUGACCAAGGUGUUCAGCAGCCUCAUUCUGUCUUCCUUCUUCAUCAUGGUCUUCUGCAACAUAUCGAUCAUCUGGGUGUUGCGCAAGAGUGUCGCUGGCAAAGAGGUCAUGAAUCCUGUGAAGAAGAAAGCCUUUAAAAUGGUGGUCAUCCUGCUGGCCAUCAUCGUGGUCAACUAUUUGCCACCCGUGGCGCUCAUGCCGUUUGCCUCAACCUAUACGUUCGUCCAGAUGCACUGCCAAAUCAGCGUCUCGGUCUUCUCCAUCAUGGACUUGAGCAGCACCAUUGAUCCGAUACUUUACAUCUCCAAGACGGACAGAAUGAGCUGCUCCUGUCUGAAGAGGACCGCAAACAAACCGGUCAACAUCAAUGUGUAAAAACUGUAUAAUUUGCAUGCAACAGACUAGAGAUCAGGAUUAUUAUUCUAAUCCAUCUGCAUUAUGGUUUAAUCCUGGAGUGAUUCAGAUUCAGAUCUAGCUGUUGAUUCGUACAAUACGCUAUGAUAUUUACAUCAUAGGCUUGCACUGGCGCACCGAAAAACAAAACUGGUUUCAAUUUGAUGCUCUAUCUAUUGAACAGUUCAUCAAAUCACUAUAGAUAUAAAUAUAUUGCUAUACAUAUCUCAGAAAAGCCUUUUUAAAACAUUUUACAGCCUUAUUUUAGACACAGAAACUCACAGAAGCAAGGAUUUAGAGCCAUUAUUAUCGCACAUUACAUUAUAACUGUUUACGCUUUGCUUCUCUUUAUACCACAAAGUUCUAGUUUGCAAAUAAUUGUGAGAUUAUGGAAUUAUAGAGAAGACAUCAUAUUUGAAAUCGUGGAUCUGUUGACGUUAGGGGGUGUCUAUGAACUCUACCAUUAGAAUUGAUAUUGCUGCAUUAUUCCUACGUAGCCACAUGCAAUUAAUUUUCCCAUAAAACAUUUAACACCUUUUACUCAGGAAGCUGAACUUUAUCAUUUCCAAACACGAGCCCAAUUUUGCUCACGAUGAGAAUCUUAUCUAUUUUAUUGUACACUAAGACUAAUCAUCACAUAUAAACAUGCAGCCAACGGCAUCUAGAUGAAGUUUUUUUUUUUUCUUUCUACGUACAAGAUAAAAAACAAGUAUAUAAGAAAGAACGUACCUUGGUUUUCGUUCUGGAUUCUGGACCUUCCCACGCCGAAAGACCUCUCGCUUCCCUUCCAUCCUCCACACUGAGGU
This is a messenger RNA of Hemibagrus wyckioides, 1843 nucleotides long. RefSeq names its product P2Y purinoceptor 1-like. Gene Ontology annotation, biological process: phospholipase C-activating G protein-coupled receptor signaling pathway; positive regulation of Rho protein signal transduction. Lineage: Eukaryota; Metazoa; Chordata; Actinopteri; Siluriformes; Bagridae. Bases 108 to 1019 code for a protein of 303 amino acids. The transcript is spliced from 2 exons. Gene Ontology annotation, molecular function: G protein-coupled receptor activity. Gene Ontology annotation, cellular component: membrane. The record is from RefSeq and is a predicted model, not a curated record.